Molecule: messenger RNA, 1200 nt
Organism: Musca domestica (house fly)
Lineage: Eukaryota; Metazoa; Arthropoda; Insecta; Diptera; Muscidae
Product: acyl-coenzyme A diphosphatase NUDT19
Exons: 5
Coding region: 52-1167 (371 amino acids)
Cellular component (GO): mitochondrion
Molecular function (GO): hydrolase activity, acting on acid anhydrides, in phosphorus-containing anhydrides
Source: RefSeq, a predicted model, not a curated record
UGAGAUAGUUUCAAAACAUUCCAGGCCUAUCAACAAAGCCACAAGAAGCUAAUGGAACAGUAUUACAUCCAAAUUGGAACCAGCAUGACCUCCCACGACCAAUGCGAAAAGAUCUACCGGCCAUCUGCCACCAUUAUUAUAUCCGCCAAAAGUGAUGCAACGGAACGGGGAUAUAAUUACAGAAUACUGCUAGCUAAAAGAUCUUAUAAAACUGCAUUUGCUCCCGAGCAUUAUGUUUUUCCUGGUGGUGUUUUUGAUGCCAAGGCCGAUGAAUCUAUCGAAUGGUUAGAACAUUUUGCAAAUUAUGGCGUAUCCGACAAAGACUUGCACAGCCUAUGCUUAGAACAUUUACCAAAUAGACCAACACCCCUGAUGACAAACAAGAAAUAUUUUUCUCGCGACAUUUCUUUGCGUAUCACUGCAAUCAGGGAAGCAUUUGAAGAAGUGGGCCUAUUGCUAUGCAUAACAAAGGAACAGUUUAAUGGAGGAAAGUUUGGUUGCGGCCACUUCGUGGACAAUUUUGAUAAGGUCCUUUGGCAAAAAAGAGUCCAUAACAAUUCAAUGGAAUUUCUUAACUUGUGUAAAUAUUUAAAUGUAAUUCCAGACUUAUGGUCAUUACAUGAAUGGAGUAUAUGGCGCAGUCCACCGGCCGCCUUAAAGAAAUAUGAUACAGUUUUGUAUUUUGUAGCCUUGGACAGAUUGCCAACAUUGGUUUUGGAACCCAGUGAGGUGGAGAAGGAAUUGUGGGUCUCCCCAGCAAGUGCCCUAAAUAUGUUUAAGAGCCGCAAUAUCUGGCUACCACCUCUCCAGUUUUAUGAAAUUUCUCGUCUUACAAAUAUUUUAGAUUGGUCAAAACUUAGAGAUUUUGUGAAAAAGAGAAGUUCCUACGGCAGCACGUUACUGGUGCUGGCUUACUACCGCUGUAACGACAUUCUUGUAGGAACAUUGCCAAAUGAUGAUUUCUAUCCCAAAGAACCAAUGGAUAACCGGGAAACAGUUGUGGUAGAAGAAACGCCCUCUGAGUUCCAUAACAAAGCCAAAUAUCUUCACCGUAUAGUCUACAAAGAUAUGCAUGAUAUGUCAAUAAUUUGCAAUAUUCCAGGUUUGGAUGGCCAUUUGCGACCGAAUCAACGUUUGGCCGAAGGUAAUGAGAAGAGUAAAUUAUAGUAAAGUCAUACAACUUCUAAUAAUAAAUUGUGA